This is a messenger RNA of Ceraceosorus guamensis, 684 nucleotides long. RefSeq lists its product as hypothetical. The record is from RefSeq and is a predicted model, not a curated record. Lineage: Eukaryota; Fungi; Basidiomycota; Exobasidiomycetes; Ceraceosorales; Ceraceosoraceae. The coding region runs from base 1 to 684 and encodes 227 amino acids. The transcript is spliced from 4 exons.
AUGUCUCAAUUGCCAAUCCCUUCACAUGAGUCACCCGACUUUGACCUGUCCAAUGAGUGGGCAGGUCAGGUCAGCUCAACCACAAGCAGCACAGAGCUCCGCAUGGCCAAAGAAAGAAUGAGCAGUCUCGGCCUAACAGCCAUGCUACCAUUCUUCGAGACUUUGCCACAGCAGGCAAGUUUGUUGGCGGAUCAGAUCUGGAAUCUUUGCCAAGGCAAAGAGAAAAAGUCGCCAGAGACGCCUUCAAAGCUUGUGCCAAUUCCCUACAAAGCGCAAACCGACUUCAACCUCUCAAAUGAGUGGGCUUCACAGCCAGUGAUGCCCACCACGAGCGAGGUCGAAGUCGCCAAGCAGAGGAUGGCCAGCCUUGGCCUGACGGCCAUGGAGCCAUUUUUUGGGGCUUCCCUGCAACAGUCAACCCUGCUUGCCCAGCAGAUUUGGGCUCUGCACCAGGCCAAGAAGACAUCUCCUGCGACACCUUCAAAGGUUCCUCGUCGUGUCCCAUCGUUCCAGCCCUCAGGCAUGCCGGUCGCCGAAGGCUCUGGGUCUGGACCACCAUCUGCCGCACCUGCUUUGCAGACCUUGCCAACCACAAGCCCUUUGCGCCUGCCGGUAUCGUCGUUGCGCGUGCCUGGCAGCAAGCUGCGCGGGAUGAGAUCGUAUGCGGCUCUUCAGCAUCCAUGA